AUGACGAGGUACGGCUCUCUUAUCGCCGCCAUUCUGACCUUGUUCCAGGCAUGCUCUGCCUCCAUAUGCGGCGCAGCACCUGAGGCACCCUGGGCAUGCGCGGACUACGAGAACGACUGCCUUGCUGGAAGGGCUGCCGAACCAUGUGUGUGCCUUAAAGGCUAUCACCAUGUUGGCAAGGAGAGCUGGUCUCCUUCAAUUCACAAGAAUUACGAGUUUACAUGCUGCCCGGGAGAGGGCAAAGGCAACAGCUGUGGUGAGGAUAGCUACGUCCAGGUUAUAUUCCCUUCCCUGCUGGGUGUUGGUUUACUUGGAGUCACCAUAAGCACCAUCGUCAUCCAACGUCGGCAAGGUCUCGCGCCUUUGACAAAGGAAGACCUCGCGGUCACAGAGAACCCCGUGAUGCUUGAUGGUUCAAGGCUGCAUCAAAUGGUCGAGAAAAGCAUGUGGUGCGUAACGCUCGACGACUUGAGACAAUUUGGUCGCCUUGUUCGGCACGCCAUUGCAAAAGGAGCAAUUCAACCCACAGACCAAGAUCCAUUUGACACUGCAGACAUCAGGAUUGGCCCAUCCGUGUACACGGUCACCAUGCAAUACAUCAAGCCAGUGACUGCUGCAGCCGGCAACCCGAGCUGGGCAUUAAUGAAGCACCCGAAAGGAUUAGUGUGUGACUUGUUCAUUACGCAUGGAUGGGCUGAGGGCAUUUUCGAAUUUGUGGACCAGGUGGUGAACUCAUGGCCACCGGGUGCAAAAAGUGCGUACGUUUGCUUCCUGUCCAACCCACAGAAUCUGGACAUUGCAGAGAUGAUAGCAAAUCCCGAAGAGUCGCCUUUUGCCAAAGCGCUGGCGUCAGCAACAGAGGUCCUGGCAGCACCAAACCGGAAAGAAAGCAUCUAUCAGAGAGCCUGGUGUUGUUUUGAGGCCUACCUGGCAUACAGCUGGGGCAAGCCGAUUUACACCGCCUUUUCUCCGCCACCACAUUUCUGGUCGAAGUCAUUGCGUGCAUCGAGCUGGGCAUUGCUCAUGUUGGGCACCUGCGUCAGCGUGGUGAUGAUCGGGAACAGGCAGUGGGCACUGGUCAAGGCCAGUCAUAUCAACUUGAUGACGCCCAUUUUUGCAGGCCUGGCGGCUCUUUGCGGCUGUAUGUUCACCUUCUUGAUGAGGGCGGGCAAGUGUCACUGGAAGCUCACUGAAGCUGCAGUCUUUGGAUGCAGCACCUUUACUGCAUGCUAUGUAGCAACCUACACCUUCGACAACUCUCUAAGAAGGCCUGCGUGCUUCGUGCCCAUGUUCAUGGCUCCGAUUUGUGCCUGGGCGCUGGAGUGCGAUCGGCUUAUGGGUUUGGAGGCUGCCAAGCAGGCCAGGCACUUGCGUGCCGGAUUCACGGGAAAAAUCCGUGAUGCGAAGACCUCCAACCCGGUUGAUGGUGAGCAGAUACUGAACAGCAUUGAGCGCAGUGGAUUGGAAGCGGCUGUCGAUGAAGCCGUGGCGGUGCUUCUUCGGAUGUAUCUGUCCACCCCAACGCUACGCCAUGCCACAGCAGUCGCGGGGACAUUGGGAAAUGGACUGAACUGGAGCCGCAGCAUCUUUGCAUACAGCAUGUGGCUCUGGCUUCUGCAGGCCUUCAAUACUCCCUUGUGGCGGACUGAGCCAGGGUUUGAAUGGAUCCCGCCAGUGGCCGGAGUGGAAGUCGUCCUUAUGGGCAUUCUUCCGCAGCUGCAAGCCCGAGACCGAAGGCCUUUUGCUAACAGAGCCCAGUCCCUUCUGCUGCUCUUCGUUCCCUUGUUCAUUCCGGGCAUCAAUCUUGGAGGCAAGUGGAGGGAUGCUAUUUUGCACGCUGCUGCGGCUCCUUUGAUGAUCCUGGUUGCUGCUGCCGGGCCCAGGUACACCGCACGCUUCCCGCUGUUGGGCCCCCCGAUCGUCCGCUUGUUGUUUGGACGCAAUCCCUUCCGGCGAGAGACGGAGGGCCAGAAGGGAGACGCUGCGGAACCCACAGCAUCAGGGGGAGCACAAGCAGCCGAAGAGGAAGAUGACUUUGUUUCACUUUGA
This is a messenger RNA of Symbiodinium natans, 2049 nucleotides long. Lineage: Eukaryota; Dinophyceae; Suessiales; Symbiodiniaceae. The record is from the annotation of a GenBank genome assembly.